Astrephomene gubernaculifera is the source of this 3189-nucleotide messenger RNA. Lineage: Eukaryota; Viridiplantae; Chlorophyta; Chlorophyceae; Chlamydomonadales; Astrephomenaceae. The record is from the annotation of a GenBank genome assembly.
CUACUGUUUUAGCCUAAUGUUAUUCUUGCACCACGUUCAGCCUUACGCUGCAAAACGCUUGCACCCUUCUUGCUUCACGUGUUCUGGACACUUUGCCUUUCCCGUGAAAGGCUCUCCUACUCUAAUUUAAUAGUGCAAUGGCAAUUAGUAGUUAUCGAAAAGGCAAACGUCCGAACGUAGAUUUGGGGACGCGUGGAGCUAGAGGAAUCCCUCGUCCUUCGUGGAGUGACGCUGCGUGAAAAGCACAGCGGCUACAGAUCGGUGUCCAUGGGAUCUGGGGCAUCGACCCAGGUCCAGCCUAAAUACAAGUGGGAGCAGGAUCACGUGCUACGAGGCCCCUGGACCUUUUUGUUCAAGGAGAAGGUGCAGUGCGCAUGCGAAGGCAGCAAAUGGUGCACACGCGAGAACCCCGCGCGCCAAAAGCAGCCCAACGCCAUCCCCGGCCUGCACAGCAGCUGGGUCGGGGAGCAUGUGCUGGCAAUGGCUCGUCCCUGGCAGGCCCAUGUGACGCAGUACGACAUGGUCGCAGCCUUCCAGCAGGCUCGCAUCGGCAUGAUACUCAACCUGCAGGAGACGGGCGAGCAUGCGCAUUGCGGGCCGGGCAACCUGCCGCACACGGGGUUCACGUACGACCCCGAGAGCUUCAUGGCGGGCGGGGUGGGGUACUACAACUUUGCAUGGCGGGACAUGGGGGUGCCUAAUCUGGAUCGCAUGAUGGAUAUCGUGCAGGUCAUGGAUUACGUCACGCGCGUGGAGGGUCGCAAAGUCGCCGUACACUGUCACGCCGGGCUGGGCCGUACAGGCCUCUCCAUCGCCUGUUUCUUCGUCUUUAGCGGCAUGUACGACAGUGCAGAGGAGGCGAUCCAGGUUGUACGGCAGCACCGGCCGGGUGCCGUACAAACCAGCAAGCAGGUGGCCUUUGUCAGCAUCUUUGGGCAGUACUUGCGCCACCUGCGCUGCCUCUUUCCCUCCUCACGUGGUACGACAGCUGACGGCGAGCUUUCUAGACAUACCAGCGGUGGCCUUGGCGGCGGCGGUGACCCCAGCAGCCGCAACAACAGCGGCGGCAAAGCAUCCGGAGAUGGUACGGCAAAAUCUCCGUCGCCUUCAACAGCAGGCUCGCCGGUGUUUGCACUUCCAACGGAGGGCCUCCUAGAGCAGAAAUCCACGGCCACGGCGCUGGUCGGCACUUACUCCACGGGCCUUACCAUAUCCAUACCUCUCAUACAGCCCACGCAAUCCUCACCCCUCCCCGCUGCCGCCGCCGGAGGCGAUGCCACAGCUGCCGCCGCCGCCGUCGCGGCAUCCGGCGACCCGUCCUGCAACGGCGGCGGCGCCCUAACGGACAGCGACCUAGGCCUGCAGACGCCGCUUCCCUGGAACGAUACCUUCCACAUCCAGCCGCAGCACGCGCGGGACUUCCGGCCGCGGCCUCCCAGGAGCUAUUCGGAGGCGCUGGCGCGGCAGGCGCGGCUGCUACAUGGGCCGGAGCGGCGGGCGCACCUGAGGUUGCACAAGCUUGUGACGGAAGCCGUGUUUGCAAUCAUGGCCGCCGCUCAGUCCUUCCAGCCGCCCGCACAGCCCAAAGCCUUCAUCAAAGUCGCCUCAUCCAACCUAGCAGCCGACGGCCCCGCUGCCGCCUCCGCCCCCGCAGCCCGAACCUCUGCCUCGGCGUUACCCUCCAUCCCUGAAAACCUCGUAGCAGCAGGCUUGGCGGGCAGCGGAGGUGGUGCCGUACAGCUGCCUCCCACGUUUGCGCAUGCCAUGGCGUUGUUGAUACGCAGCCACGGCCCGGCGCAUGUGGAGAGUGCGGCGCUGGAACCGCUGGCGUCUGACCCGGUGUACACGCCGCUGACAGGACCGCUGGUGCACUCCCGCGACGUGUUGGCGGCCGUGUCGGGGCUGCGGGAGGAGCUCAACUGCGGGCGUUACGAGGGGCUGGCUCGCGCGCCGCUGCUGGCGGUGUUGAUGCUGCUGGAGGGCUUCUUCGCGAACUUUGCGGGCGGUGCCGAGCCCUCCUCCCUCACCGAGGAGUGCCUGACCAUCGUCGCGAAGAGCUACCAGGACCUCUUCGACAGCCACGUCCCGGCUCCCCCCGGAUCCCGACGAGCCUCAGCAGCUGGCGAGGACGGAAUCAGCGGCGGUGGCGGCGGUGGCAACAGCAGCAGUAGUGUAGCCCCCGGCGGCAGCGAUGCCUCACUGGAGCUAGCUCGUCAAGCGUACGACACGCUGGAGCCGCUACAGCCUCGCGACUCCGAGUUGCUGCUGCUGUUUGCCUCCAUGAUGCGAGUGGUGGCGCGCGUGAGCGGUCCGGGGUGCGAGGAGGCGAUGGUGGAAGUGGGCAAGUGGGCGGUGGGGCUGCUGCUGGGGAAGCUGGCCAGCAUGCCCGAGGCGCAGGAGGCGGUGCUGUCCUUCCUCUGGUACCUAGCCGGCCGGGACGAAGCUUUCGCCAUGCUCGUCCUGCUCAAACGCCAGCGCAUGACGGGCAUCCUGCGAAAGGGCGGCGCCAGGCGGGGCGCUGCGGACGUCGCAGCCAUGCUGCAAGCAGCCGCCGUCUCACUCACUUCGGCGGCGCCGCCAGGCGCCGACGGCUGCGACCCAAGCGACGGCUGCGUCGCCGUCGGCUUGCCUGGUGAACUGCCUCGCUCCCCGGGCGCAACCCCCCCGCCCGGGUUAAUAUCCGCAUUCUCCUCCUCAACGGCACCCGAUCACGCGCUACCCGCAUGGGCUGUUGCCUCCCUGCCGCCAUCCAGCCGGGCUAGCGCCGUGUCGUCUGUUUGCAGCGCCGCCGCGGGUACGACGCCCGUAGCAGCGUACGGCGAAAGCUACAGCGGCAAGGAGGGCGCCGCGGGGGGGUUGUACCCGUCAUCAGUAGCUGCUGUGCCCACGCUGGCAAGUCCACCCUCUUUCCGGAAGGACCCAAACGGGUUGCCGGUCCACAGGACGGCCUCCUCCUCCUCCACGGGAGGCCUGAUGGACCCAAAGGACGUGCAAGGAGGGCUGCUGCCAGUAGCAGCGGCACAACAGCAGUUUGCUCAGCUCCUGGCGCAGGAUAUCCCGGCGAUGUACCGGGUUUCAUACCGGGAAGCGCUAGCGGGGAUCUCCUCCGUGGUCUAUCCGCCCCCGCCUUCCACGGGUCGGGUGGAGGUGCACGACGUGUGGCGGUGAUGCAUGCAUGGGACUGAGGGG